AUGGAAGAUGCUACCGUCACGUGCAGAGAAUUGGGUUACUUGGGAGCAAUGUUAGACGAGGCGACCAGGAAGUCGUGGGAUGAUUAUACCAGCAUGGGCUUCUACAUUAGCAACGUGGGAUGUGAAGGGACUGAAAGCAAUCUGAUGGACUGCGAAAGAUCAAUAAUACCGAGCGGUGACUGCCGCUCUCCUUAUAGGGAAGCCAGUGUUACGUGUAAUAUUCCUGGAUAUCUGGGAUGUUAUUUUGAUAACACGGACAACCAAAGUUCUUCGUCGGACAAUACACGCAAGUAUAUCAGCCAAGACAUGACUGUGGCCAGAUGUACCACCUUUUGCCGAGAUGAAGGAUUUCCAUACGGAUCGCUGGUUCGUGGUCUGGAAUGUCGUUGUCGUGACAACAUCACUGAACUCUACCAGUGGAAGCGAGCGAAUAAACUAUGCGACUUUACAUGUGGUGGUUCGAGUUAUAUAUGCGGUGGUUACCAACACCUGAGUGUGUAUGAAACUAAAUAUGGAAGUUGUGGAGAGAACCCCAUUACACUGCAGGCCACGACUUCUGGAACCCUGGUUUCACCUGGAUUCCCGGGUGACUACCCAGCCGGGUCGGACUGCCAAUGGAUUUUGAAAGUCGGUGCCAAGAAAACGAUUAACAUGACAUUCAUUAUGUUUGAGAUGCAUUUCGAUCAGAAUGAUUGGGUUGAGCUGAGAGACGGUCCGGCUGAGUCUUCACCACUUCUCGGCAGUUUUACUGGUGUGGACUACGGUUCGGGUACUCUACCAGAUACGAUAACAUCGACUUCAUCGGAAGUGUUAGUGACGUUUAAAUCCGACCGAGCCGACGAGGAUAGGGGAUUUGUUUUAGAAUAUAUAGAAAUCGGUACAGAAGGAGACGAAAACGUACCCGAGGACAAUAAGGGUUUUUUGAAAGGAUUCGUAGUUGGUGCUGUAUUUCUGGGUAUCACUCUUAUAGUCGUAGCUAUUAUUUUUAUUGGUACAUUCAGGUCGAUGAACAAGAACAAGAAGAGGCGGUUGCGGGAGAGUAUAGCGGAGGAGCCGCCCGCGGACGUUGAUAUUACAUAUCGAGUGGUUGAACAGAGAUCUCGCGCACGGCCAAGUUCUAAUGACGAUACACUCACACAAAUACCGUCAUACAAUUCACCGGACGAGGUGGAUCAAAGACCGUUGGAGUCGCAACAAAUGUUAUCAAUACAUGCGAGUGAUGCGCCUCAGAAUUCCGAUUCGUUUCCUGUUGAAGUUAACAAGGAAAGAUCAGCUAUAGAAAAACCCCGGAAUGUUGAGGAAACUAAGCCCAUUAACCGAACAUCAGUUCACGAUGAAUCGCCGCCAGAUUCGUCGAGUAGCGAGUCCAGUUCUGAUGGCGAGGGAAUAGUAGAUAACGCCAUCUACGACAAAGCCGGAACUCAAGUUUAG
Messenger RNA from Saccoglossus kowalevskii, 1431 nucleotides. RefSeq lists its product as uncharacterized. The record is from RefSeq and is a predicted model, not a curated record. NCBI's taxonomy places the organism in Eukaryota, Metazoa, Hemichordata, Enteropneusta, Harrimaniidae.